GUGGAGAGAAGGAAAUUCACCAUUCGUCUAUUUUCCAAUCAAAGUAGCAUCACACAAUAUGGCUGGAACACGUCCUUUGGUUAACUUUGCAUUUUACUUUGCUGUUGUCCUAGCAGCAACUACUGUUACUAUGUCGCUGCAAGGAAUGGCUGCGCGCGACAUGUCUCUUGAUAUCGUAGCGAUUGAACAGAAAUUAAUUCCGGUUGGUGAUAUAGUAACUUGCUUGAAAAGAUGCUACGUGCAGAGUGAUUGCAGCGAUGGUUGGCUUUGUUCAGAUUGCGCGAAUGAUGCAUUUGAUCAAGGUGGAAAGCACUGCGACAAGUUUACUGCUUCUGGACAAGGAUAUUUCGCGAUGCUCAGUCAAGCUCAAUUUGCAGUUUAGUUCGCUGCUGCAAAUGAAGAAAUAAUUAUUUUUCGUUUCUCUAUGUUGUGUUUGUUAACUUCACUUGAUCAUGUGUUCGUCUAGUUUUAUCAUUAUGGGUCCUCUCUCGUUCCUCUUUGUGUACUAAAUAAUAAGCCAAUAUUAUACUUGCUUUACAAUAAAUUAAUGUGGCCUGUCAUUGCCGUUGUUUGUGAUCAAUUAUGCAGUAAAGUUUCCUUUCGUUCCUAGUUCACAGCUAUAUUUGUUACUUAAGUCAAAUUAUUUCAAAAUCAAAA
Solanum dulcamara is the source of this 657-nucleotide messenger RNA. RefSeq lists its product as uncharacterized. Bases 59 to 382 code for a protein of 107 amino acids. The record is from RefSeq and is a predicted model, not a curated record. The transcript has 2 exons. NCBI's taxonomy places the organism in Eukaryota, Viridiplantae, Streptophyta, Magnoliopsida, Solanales, Solanaceae.